Molecule: messenger RNA, 438 nt
Organism: Telopea speciosissima
Lineage: Eukaryota; Viridiplantae; Streptophyta; Magnoliopsida; Proteales; Proteaceae
Exons: 1
Coding region: 1-438 (145 amino acids)
Source: RefSeq, a predicted model, not a curated record
AUGGUAUCCAUUGGUUACAAGCAAAGCAAUGCCGAUCACACUUUGUUCAUCAAGAGGACAUCUGGCCAUAUUACUAUUUUGAUUGUUUAUGUAGAUGACAUUGUCAUCACUGGGAGUAGCAUGGAGGGGAUUUCUUUCUUGAAAAAAUUCAUGGCACAAGAGUUUGAGAUUAAAGACCUGGGAAAAUUGAGAUAUUUUCUGGGCAUAGAGGUAGCUUAUUCAGCUCAAGGUAUUUACCUCUCACAAAGGAAAUACACCAUUGAUCUCUUGACAGAUACAGGAAUGCUAGGGUGUAAGCCAGCUGACAACCCUGUGGAGCCUAAUUCUCCUCUUCGCUAUAAGGAUGGAGAACCUGUAGACAAGGGUAGCUAUCAGAGGCUAGUUGGGAAACUGAUCUAUUUAUUUCAUACUCGCCCGGAUAUUGCCUUUGUUUGUUAG